This is a messenger RNA of Lachancea meyersii CBS 8951, 624 nucleotides long. Lineage: Eukaryota; Fungi; Ascomycota; Saccharomycetes; Saccharomycetales; Saccharomycetaceae. The record is from the annotation of a GenBank genome assembly.
AUGAGGUUCCCAAUUUGUCGAUUUCAAUCAACGCUAGAGAGAAGCGCUAUGAUUCAACAAAAAUUCAAAGAUUCAAUGGCUCGUAUGGGCAGCCAGGCCAUGAUAUUAACUUCUGCAAGUCAAAAAACACUACCCCAUUCGAAUUUCCGGGGCGUGACGCUCAGCUCCGUGAGCUCGCUGUCAUUGAAGCCCCAGCCCUUACUGCAAUUUAAUUUACAACUCCCGUCUUUCACUUCAGAGUCCUUGCACUCACAUGAAUAUUUUGCAGUGCAUCUUUUGAAACCCGAUGCCACGUCCAUGUCGCUCGCCAGGACGUUUAGCAGAGGUGCCACGACCCACAAAGACAGUGGAGAAAUCAUUCCUACUCAACCUUUUAAAGAGCUGGCUCCAACGGUGCACUACGAUACUUAUGCUUUGAAGCAGAAUGAACUGGUAGUUCCUAUCUUGACGAAUUCCGAGCGGGUGUUUGUGUGUCAAAAGAAGGACGUGUUUAGGGUAGGGGACCAUGAGAUCUGGAUUGGAAAAGUGGAGGACAUCAUUGAAAAUAGCACACUGGGUACCAUUACGGGAGGGCUGAUCUACUGUAACAGGAAAUUCCACAAAUUAGGUGGGCACAUCGAAUGA